Messenger RNA from Suricata suricatta (meerkat), 2591 nucleotides. RefSeq names its product transmembrane protein 175 (gene TMEM175). NCBI's taxonomy places the organism in Eukaryota, Metazoa, Chordata, Mammalia, Carnivora, Herpestidae. The transcript has 12 exons. The record is from RefSeq and is a predicted model, not a curated record. Gene Ontology annotation, cellular component: lysosome; endosome. Gene Ontology annotation, molecular function: proton channel activity; potassium ion leak channel activity. Bases 28 to 1620 code for a protein of 530 amino acids.
AAAGUUCCCGCGGCGUGUAGCCCCACCAUGUCCGGGCUGCAGACCCCAGAGCCGGCCCGCCCCGCACAGGGAGACUCCCCUAUGGGCACAGGGGUGGAGGACACCGGUGACGGCAUCCAGCGCUCACACCGCAUGCUCAGCUUCAGUGACGCGCUCCUGUCCAUCAUCGCCACUGUGAUGAUCCUGCCUGUGACCCACACGGAGAUCUCCCCGGAACAGUUUGACAAAAGUCUACAGAAACUUCUAGCAACCAGGAUUGCGGUCUACCUGAUGACGUUUCUCAUCGUGACUGUGGCCUGGGCCGCACACACAAGACUGUUCCAGGUUGUUGGGAAGAUAGACGACACGCUUGCCUUGCUCAACCUGGCCUGCAUGAUGACCAUCACUUUCCUGCCAUUCACUUUUUCCUUAAUGGUGACCUUCCCCGAGGUGCCUCUGGGCAUCUUCUUGUUCUGUAUGUGUGUGAUUGCCAUCGGAGGCGUGCAGGCGCUGAUCGUGGUGUACGCGUUCCACUUCCCCCAUCUCCUGAACCCCCAGAUAGAGUGCUCUGCCCACAGGGCUCUGUACCGGCAGCACAUCCUGGGCAUUGUCCUCAGGGGCCCGGCCUUGUGCUUCGCUGCUGCCGGCUUCUCCCUGUUCUUCUACCCCUUGUCGUACCUGCUGAUGGCGACGGUCAUCUUCCUCCCCUACGUCAGCAAGGCCUGCAGCUGGUGCAAGGGCAGGCUCGUGGGCCCCCAGGAGCCCCCCGCUCACAGUGUGGAGUUCUUCACUUUUGACCUGCACGAGCCUCUCAGCAAGGAGCGUGUGGAGGCCUUCAGCGACGGGGUCUAUGCCAUCGUGGCCACGCUCCUCAUCCUGGACAUCUGGGCCCCCCCUCCCGAGGCCCAUUCUCUGUUCUUCGCUGCGCUCUUCUGCCUCGGCAUCCUGCCAGAGUUCUCAGUUGGGUUCCUACGUUUUUAUUUCGAGGACAACGUCCCGGACUCCAAGGACGUAAAGGAGAAGUUCCACGGCAGCCUGGUGGCGGCCCUGAGCGUGUACGGGCCGCACUUCCUGGCGUAUUUUGGCUCCUUCGCGACAGUGGGCCUGCUCUGGUUUGCCCACCACUCGCUCUUCCUGCACAUCCGCAAAGCCACGCAAUCCAUGGGGCUGCUAAACACGCUGUCGCUGGCCUUCGUGGGCGGCCUCCCACUGGCCUACCAGCAGACCUCCGCCUUCGCCCAGCGGCCCCACGACGAGCUGGAGAGCGUGCGCGUCAGCUGCGCCAUCAUCUUCUUCGCCAGCAUCUUCCAGUUUGCCAUCUGGACCACGGCCUUGCUGCGCGAGGAGGAGACCCUGCAGCCCUCGGCGCGAUUCGGGGGCCGCGAGCACGCGUUCAUGUUCGCCAAGCUGGCGCUGUACCCCUGCGCCAGCCUGCUGGCCUUCGCCGCCACCUGCUUCCUGAGCAGGUUCAGCACGGCCAUCUUCCACCUGACGCAGAUCGCCGUGCCCUUCACCUUCCUGCUGCUGCGCCUCCUGGUGCGGCUGGUGCUGGCCCUGCUGCGGUCCCUGCGGGGCCUCGCCCUGCCUGUGCCGGGGGGCCAGGACGACCUGCGGUCCCCUCUCCUCCCGUCUCCCUGUUAGCGCCAGUGCCCCUGCCGCAGCCCACAGCUGGCCCGUCGGGGCUGCUGUCACUGUCCUCGAGACCUCGGAUUUCUCUUUGAGGUUUGACGGCAAGUUCGCUUUGUAGCGUGCACGUGCCCAUUGCUGUCCCAGGCCGGCAUUCUCCUCCGUCGGGCUGCACCACAUGGACACUGGUAGUCGGGUGGCCGCAGGGGCAGCUGGGAUCCAGCUGGAGACCAGCCUCAGCCCCAGAGGGGGCGUGGGUCCCCACCUUGGCCACCCUCCUGCACACAGAGCUCCCUGGCAGCUGCUGCGCAACCCACACUGGUCACUAGGCACAAAGGAGACAGGAGCAGGCCAGCGGUGCCCAGACUAUAUUUGUCCUGGGUAUAAAUUAUGGUUACAUUCAGGUAGUGACAAGGUACACACACGGCCUUGGUGCCAAGCCCACACAGACUCACUUAAAUACAGAAGGACAGACUCACUCUGGCCACUACAUACAGACACCACAGACCAAGACCAACGCCAAGGCACAGCAAAAAUAAUGCACAGCAAAAUAAUGACACCAACAGGAAUACAACACACAGCCGUGGGCUGGAGGCACGCGAUAUGAAUGUUUGCCACAAAUGGCCACUACAGUGCAUUUGUGCAGUUUUGGCAGAAGCUUGGGGGACGUGGCUGGCAGGGCCAAGCCCGGCCAGGUGGCGCCAGGAGCAGAGGGCCAGGACGGGAGGGAGAAAGGUCCGUGGGCCUUCCUGGGGUCUCAGGAGACACUCCUCCUGGGGCCUGAGGCCAGACUUCAUGGGCCAGCUGAACUCUGCCUGGUGGAAGGACACUGCAAGUGGUCUGCCCUGCCCCCACAGCCCUCCUGCCACAUCUCCGUCCCUGCGUCCCUGCGAGCAGCAGCAUGGAGACCCAGGAGCCUGGUCAGUGGAACAGACACGGGCUGAUUGUUGACAUGCAGAUGAUUAAAGCUGGCUCCUCCCACUUCA